Molecule: messenger RNA, 694 nt
Organism: Diatraea saccharalis (sugarcane borer)
Lineage: Eukaryota; Metazoa; Arthropoda; Insecta; Lepidoptera; Crambidae
Source: the annotation of a GenBank genome assembly
CUAUUGAUUGGUCAUGUUAUCAUCGGUAUCUGCGCGAUAACGCCCGCGAACGCAAAUAACUAUAUUAAUUUCAGUUUCACGUAUAACACAGCACUUCCUGCACUCAUUCGCUGAAAUAGUUGUUAUUAUUUAGUGUAAAUAAUUUAUAAGAUUAUUUAUAUCUUAAAUACAAAAUGUGCUGCAAUUGUGUCGAGUUUAUUGUCAAAUAUGUUUUAUUCUUCGCCAAUUUCGUGUUUUCGCUCGCGGGUCUGGCACUAAUCGGCACUGGUAUUGCGGUGCUGGUGCAGUUGUCUGAGAUCCUGGAAGUGGUUCCUAGUGCAAUCAACGGGAUACCCAUAGCAGUAAUUGUCCUGGGUGUUAUAGUAUUUGUUAUCGCAUUCUUCGGCUGCUGCGGUGCAAUCAGGGAGUCCAGAUGUCUACUCACCAUGUACUUUGUGUGCAUGGCGAUUUUAGCCGCUGGCAAAAUAUAUCUGGUGACAGUAAUAUUCAACGGACUGCAGACUCUACAGAAGACCGUAGAGGGCUGGGUCGAGAAUGCUUUUGAUAAACGUGAAGCGUUUGGUGUACUUGAAGUAGCAGUAAGUGUACAUUUUAUAAUUUUUAAUAUUUAUCAGAGACCAAGAAGACGGAAGAAAUGACGAAACGAAACGAACCUAGAAACUAAUGACAGGUGACAUUAGAAUUUGUACAUGUA